This is a messenger RNA of Arthroderma uncinatum, 3396 nucleotides long. RefSeq names its product SAP domain-containing protein. Gene Ontology annotation, molecular function: protein binding. Lineage: Eukaryota; Fungi; Ascomycota; Eurotiomycetes; Onygenales; Arthrodermataceae. Bases 1 to 3396 code for a protein of 1131 amino acids. The transcript has a single exon. The record is from RefSeq and is a predicted model, not a curated record.
AUGGCGGGGAGCCAGCCUCAACCAGCGAGGGCCCCUCCAAGGGCUAUAGAAUGCCAGGUACCAGUUGGAUCCGAUCUCGCUGCACCAGCCUAUCCCAACGGACCGACCCUAUUCAAUGAAGUUGAGUGGGGGCCUUUUCCCUCUGACGAAAAUAUAGCGAAGGCCUAUAAAGUGUGGUCGAUACCAAACAACACGCUGACGGCAUCCCAUCCCUCAACCGACAUUCCCUCUGCUUGCCUUGCAAGGAACGUCUAUGAAAGCAUCCUAUCUUCCUCCAACUUGCCAAUUGAUAAGGACAAAUUCGUCCGCCAGUCGUCUAGGGAUGGUGAAGGUCGCCGUGGCUGGUUAUACAGCGAGAUAUUUGAUUCCGAGCCGGACUCUGCACAACAAGCCCAGAACGACAGCGCCCCAAAUGUCUUGGUCCAAGGUCAUAAUCCUCUCAUAGACACCAAAUAUUGGACAAAAGCAAGGCUCCAGCCAGAACUCCGUGCAAGAGGAGUCCCAGCAAAUGAUCUGGUCUCCGUUCUGAGACAGAGGCUCUAUGAUGACGAACUACAAAAACUACAAGCCAGUACCCCAAAUGAUGAGGAUAAAGGUAGUAUUCUGCCUCGCCAGGACUUAUCGGAGUGGGGUGUCAAACGAUCAGCGGAUGACUAUAUGCUGAAAAUAACCUCCAAACGCCGACUAUCACCCCUUGAUAUGUAUACUUGGGCGAUAUCCCUUAGCCCUUAUAAUCCCACGUACUGGACCAGUCGUGCGUACUUAUAUUAUCAGAUGGGCCACUUCGACCUGGCAAUUGGCGAUGCAUAUCGGGCGCAGCUUUUGUGUGAAAAACUUGCCAAUCCGUUGAAGCGUCACAUGCAGCCUGGCCUUUACAUACGCAUCUGGGAUGCUAUCGAACGCCAUAUACUGCAGAUUGACACUAAACAGCCUGAAUUGUCUACAGUGGUUGAGCUCGUGCGAAAAGGAAAUGGGGUAAACAGCUUUAUUCCCCUACUUCGCAAAACAGUCCAUCAUAUUAUAGUUCUUAGUUUGCUGGCAAUGCAAUGCUGGGAGGACUACGCUGCUACCGAACCAUACUUGAGGACAAGACUUAUCAUGGCUGACCGUGACAAAAUUGCGCUUCAGCAACGGGAAGUGAAGUUGGCGGAGUUCACUCGCGAUGCAGCAAGAGAAAAACGGCACAACUACCUCGAAUACUUCUUUGAGCGACAUUAUGGUUUCAUCACUUGCCGUCAGUAUCCGUACGAACCUUGGGACAGCGUCCUGGCGAUAGAGCAGAUUGCGGAAAGGAUGAACAAAGAUAUGGUGAAUGAAUCACAGGCCUUGACCUACAGACUUCAACACAUAAAAGUGGAUGUCGAUGAAUACCGACUAGCAGUCUACGCCGAUGAGGAUAUACCCAAGGGAGCCGUCAUCUAUGUGGACGAGCCUUCAAUCAGGGGCCACCUGCAACGCCUAAGGCCUUCAACGCACCGCUGUGAGAACUGUAAACGGCCAGUCACUCCUACCCCGGCCGUGAUGCCGUUUGAAAAAAGUGAUGCAGAUAGUAAUUCCACUUCCUCGAACCCCUCGAGUUGCGAAUGCGCCAAUUGUUUCAGGACGCCUUUAUACUGGUGCUCUACAGACGGCGACUCUGACUCAAGAGGAUCUUCUAAGCAGAGCCCCGAACCUACGACGGCUUCUUCCGCUGCUCGCAAGGGCCGUAGGACACGUUCUCGCGCCCAAAGCUUUGACACAGAUGAUGAACAGGAGACUGCGAGAGGCACCACCACAAAGAGACAAAAAAAGAAUGGCGAUGCCGCCAGCCAGCGUCUCUCGUGUCUCGAAAUUGCAAGAUCUUUAUAUCACAACCGGGUAUGUGGGAGAAACUGGAAAUGGCUACACGAUACUAUGCGACCAAACCGGUGGCCUGAUGGAUCCGUGCCUAGGGAGCUAGGCACACUCUCCCAUACAAAUGAGAAGCAUGGCACUCUGUUGAGCUUGCUUCUUAGAGAAGUUUUUGACAUCACACUUCUCAGACGCAAGACUGAUAACAAGCCUAAUUUGCUGGCGUAUGAAAUCGAUGAGCUCAUGCCGAUUAUGCAAUGGUCUGCUCUCACCAAGAAUCUACCGUUCUCGUUUGCGGCAAAUAUUCAAGUCCCCUUCGACAUCCUUUCGUGCCUGGGUGUGGACAUCUUUCGGGAUCUUACGUUUGAUACAUGGGUGAUCCAGCUUGUGCUGAGAAAAUUACUCGUGUCAGCUAUCCCCUGGCAUCCAAAUGACGAAAGGGACAAGGACAUUCCAGAAGCUGUGAAGGAGAAAGUCAAACGUACCAAGGAGAUCACGAAAGUGGACGCAAAAGACGUUGAUGAAGUCAUGCCGACCUUUCCUGAUCUUUAUGUCUUCCCUGUGGUGUCUAUAUUCAAACAUGCCUGUCCGCCACAUCACAAUGUAGAUUGGCAUUGGGAUACGGAAAUUCCUAACCGGCUUAUUUUACAUGCUAAUAGGGCUAUAAGAGGAGGAGAGGAAUUGUUCUUACGCUACUCAAAGGUCGCUCUCACCAAUGACACAGCAUGUCGACUCUUCAGCAGACCCUGUGAUUGUCCUGGAUGUGGGAGAGACCAUCAAACGCCAGACAUGAAUAUGCCUGAUGAUCAUUAUGGAGAUGUAACUAGCAGUGAAGAAGAGAGACCAGAUACACCACCGUCUGACAAACCAAAGGAACCACACCAAGGCCCAAAUCCAGCUAGAACAUCAAGUCAAGAGUCAAGCCAAGAAGGGGCACCUGAUAGCAACGAUGUGAGCGAAGAUUCAGCAGAACAGGGGAGCGAUGAGAGUGACCAGGCGGCAGAUGUGGAAGAUCAAGGCCAGGAAGAGCUGGAUGAUUACACGAGCAGCUCCCAGGAGGAGCCAGGAGCGGAACUAUUUGCAGGAACUCAUCUACAGAAUCCGCCUUACGGUGAACCACCCAGCAACACCCUCCCAGGAGACUCAUACCUAGCAGCAGCACAGCGGGCCUUAGAGCAAAUGCGGGAAAUUGGGCGUGCGACUAUAUCUGCCAUACGGGACGGGGCCCAAGAACCUGUGCAGCAGCAGGGUGGGCAACAGCAACCUCUAGCAAAAAAUGGAUCUACACCAACUCACAAUCCGAUGCCAGCUCCAUCUCUACCUAACCAAUCGAGCACCGGCAACUCUGAUGUACCACAGCUCCAGAUACCACGACCACCAUCACGUCCUGGCGGUGCGCGUGUAAGACACAACGGAGUUUUAAUGACUUCCACUGAGUACAAUUUACUUCGUAUGCAAGAGGCCGUAGAUAGCCAGCCACAGGAGCAAGAACAAGAACAGCAACAACGAGAACUGCAGAGAACUAGGAGGGCUGAACGUCGUCGUGAUGAUGGAGGUGGCGCAUAG